This is a messenger RNA of Scatophagus argus, 729 nucleotides long. RefSeq names its product inner mitochondrial membrane peptidase subunit 1 (gene immp1l). The transcript has 6 exons. The record is from RefSeq and is a predicted model, not a curated record. The coding region runs from base 148 to 639 and encodes 163 amino acids. Gene Ontology annotation, cellular component: membrane; mitochondrial inner membrane peptidase complex. NCBI's taxonomy places the organism in Eukaryota, Metazoa, Chordata, Actinopteri, Scatophagidae. Gene Ontology annotation, molecular function: serine-type endopeptidase activity.
GUCCAAUCAAAGAAGACUUUGCUAGUGCUCAACCAAUGAAAGUAGCGAUUGUAAGGGUGCCGCUUGUGAGCGCUGUCAAAAGGAAGUUCCAAUUUGUUAUGAUAAACGUAUGGUCAGUACAUUGAAUCUCGCAGUUUGUAGGUGGAGAUGUUCCGCAGUGUGCUGGGGAAGACCUUGGGGUUUGUGGGCUACACAGUCCAGUAUGGCUGUAUUGCGCAUUGUGCCUUUGAAUACAUCGGAGAAGUUGUGGUGUGUUCUGGUCCAUCCAUGGAGCCCACCAUCAUCAACCGUGAUAUUGUCUUCUCUGAACGCAUGAGUCGCCAUCUUUGCAAAAUACAAAAGGGUGAUAUAGUGAUUGCAAAGAGUCCAUUUGACCCAAAUAUUAACAUUUGUAAAAGGGUAAUUGGGUUGGAGGGAGACAAAGUGUGCACAAGCGGCCCGUCAGACCUGUUCAAGACACACACAUAUGUUCCAAAAGGCCAUGUAUGGCUAGAAGGGGAUAACCUUAGGAAUUCCAGUGACUCAAGGAGCUAUGGCCCAAUUCCCUAUGCCCUCAUCCGAGGGCGUGUUUGCUUAAAGCUCUGGCCACCGCAGAGUGUCGGGAGCCUCAGUGAAAGCCCAAACCAGACGGAUCGUUAAAACUCAGGGUGACUCACACUCAGACUAACUCAUUUGCUCUGUUUGUAAUGUAUUUUGCUUACUGAAUAAAGCUGAUAUUUAUUUAGUUUA